UACUGUCACGGUUCAUGGGUUCACUUACUCGCCCUCGUGUGGUUGUGGUGUGUGUUGCACUGAGUGAGUGAUUGUGUUGGCGUCACCCACCUGUCUGAUUGUGAUGUGCUGCCAGCCGUGUCUUGUUCAGUGUUUGCUAUUUAAUGUGUGUGUCUACAUGGUGUCUUUGUCAGUUCGUUGCAGGCUGUCCCGCUGUCGUGUCUCUGUGUUUCACCUCUUGUUAUCCUGGGGUUCUGGACCUUCGUCUUGUGCCCGCGUCUGGGUUGGAUUAUUCCUUGGCUUCUGAUACCCGUUGCAGCCCUGCGCCACCCGGUUCAUCUGUUUCUACACACCACGGCGUCAGCUCAUCUUUGUGACUGCAACAACUGCCCUUUUUGGAGUGAAGUUAUUGUACAGCGUAUUCUGUCAAUAAAUCCUGUUUUACUUGCACUUGGAUCCUCUCUCUGUGUUCAUUUCCUGACAGAACGAACUGACCAAGAUGGAUCCAGCAAGGUCGUCGGAUCUUCAGGAGUAUUUGAGCAGGAACGCUCAACGGAUGGAUCAGCAGGACGAGCAGGUGAUGGCCACUGCUCGCACCGUGCAAACGUUGGUGGCGCAGGUGGCCGAGCUCUCAACCCAGGUAUUACAUCUUUCAUCUCCCACUGCGCCAGCCCCACCGCCCGUUCCCCACUCAUCAACCAGCACGCCACAAGAGCCUCGUAUUCCUGCACCAGAGAGGAAGCCUGUGGCGCGUCUCGAAGAACUGGAUGCUGCGGGGGUCAGCGGUGAGCACACGGUCGGUCCCCCGUUCGAUCACGAGCCCAUGCAGGUGGGGAGAGCUCGGCUCUCCCGGGAGGAGAGGACACACCGGAAGGAGAAGGGACUGCCCAGUGAAAGGCAAGGUCCGGCAGUAGGACCGAGGUUACUGUCGGGUGGUCUAGCUUUGGAUAAAUCAUCGUCUGCGACGCUCCUCCCAUCUGGAGCAUCACAUCUGCCAGGCCCUGGUCGACUCGGGCGCGGAAGGAAGCAUAAUGGACUUUGAGCUGGCCACUCGGUUGCACAUUCCCAUUCGCCCGUUGGAUCACGCCAUAUCUGUUUUCGCUCUCAACGGACAAAAACUACCCACCAUCACACACGCCACGGACCCCGUCACUGCCAUCAUUUCCGGUAAUCACACUGAACUAUUGUCAUUUUACCUCUCCAGAUCCGCUCAUCAUCCUAUCGUCCUGGGACAUCCGUGGCUGGUGAAGCACAAGCCCAGGAUUGAGUGGGGCCAGGGAUCCGUGGUGGAGUGGAGCCAACACUGUCAUGCGUCUUGUUUGUUGUCUGCUUGUUCGUCUGUGUC
Megalobrama amblycephala (Wuchang bream) is the source of this 1324-nucleotide messenger RNA. Its product is annotated as AP2-associated protein kinase 1-like. The coding region runs from base 479 to 1021 and encodes 180 amino acids. Lineage: Eukaryota; Metazoa; Chordata; Actinopteri; Cypriniformes; Xenocyprididae. The transcript is spliced from 2 exons. The record is from RefSeq and is a predicted model, not a curated record.